Molecule: messenger RNA, 603 nt
Organism: Amborella trichopoda
Lineage: Eukaryota; Viridiplantae; Streptophyta; Magnoliopsida; Amborellales; Amborellaceae
Source: RefSeq, a predicted model, not a curated record
GUCUGAAGUGGGUGCUAGACACUAAGCAGUACAAUGGCUGUGAGGUUUCCUCUCUCUCUAUCUUCAUUCCUCGAGGGUCGCACGGAAGCUAGGGCAAGCCCACUGUUAGCCAAGGGUGCACCAAGGUUCAACUGGGGGGUGCGGGGCGCCUCGAGCCCUCCAACUCUCGAAUCGACGCCUCGACGCUCUGCAAAUUAUAGGCCCAAUCUUUGGGACUAUGACACCAUCCAGUCCAUAAGGACUGAAUACACGGGUGAGUCGUAUAAGAUCCGAGCCGAGGAUCUAAGGCAACAAGCCACACUUAUUUUUGAGGCCACUGAUGAUCCAAUGGCUCAGAUGGAAGUCGUCGACAAAAUCGAACGGCUUGGAAUUGGCUACCUCUUUGAGGACCAGAUCAAAACCGUUCUUGAUGCCAUUUACACCGAUAACAUCGGAGGGUCGUCAGGCAAUGAUCUACAUGCUGUGGCCCGUCGCUUUCGAAUCCUAAGGGAACAUGGAUAUAGUGUUUCUCCAGGUACUCCAAACACACUUUCUCUAUCUAUAUAUCUCUUUCUCUCUCUCCCUUCCCUCUCAAUCUCACUCUCCUGAUACCCAUACUUAUUU